AUGUGUGGUGUUCGGCUUCGUCGAGCCGUCGCCACGCACGCCAUGCCCGUACGAGGCCUCGGCCCGCCCGAGGGCAAGUAUCGACGUGCGGACCAUGCCGUCUUCUUGAAAGCCCAUAUAAAUGUCUUCGGCGAUUAUAUGCCGACGCCCUUGACGAGGCGUCGUAGCUCACCGGACGAUAGCGAAUAUGCCCCAUACGCUGGUACCGGACCGGGAUUCAAGAAGAACAAGGUUCGCUAGCA
Messenger RNA from Cylicostephanus goldi, 242 nucleotides. Lineage: Eukaryota; Metazoa; Nematoda; Chromadorea; Rhabditida; Strongylidae. The record is from the annotation of a GenBank genome assembly.